Pelobates cultripes (western spadefoot toad) is the source of this 10471-nucleotide messenger RNA. NCBI's taxonomy places the organism in Eukaryota, Metazoa, Chordata, Amphibia, Anura, Pelobatidae. The record is from the annotation of a GenBank genome assembly.
AUGGCAGCUGGGGUAGCAGCAUGGCUGCCCUUUGCCCGGGCAGCUGCUGUAGGCUGGAUGCCAGUAGCUACAGGUUCCAUGCCCUCUCCUCCUGCUGGAGAGAGAAAGAGGUCUCAGGACACCCUGAUUGUGCUAAACGUGAGUGGCACACGCUUUCAAACGUGGCGAAACACGCUAGAGCGCUACCCCGACACUUUACUGGGCAGUACAGAACGUGAUUUCUUCUUUAAUCAGGAUAUUGGGGAAUAUUUCUUUGACAGGGACCCAGACAUUUUUCGGCACAUUCUGAACUUUUACCGUACAGGCAAACUGCAUUACCCACGGCAUGAGUGCAUUGCGGCAUAUGACGAGGAGCUUUCUUUUUUUGGAAUCCUUCCUGAGAUUGUUGGAGACUGCUGCUAUGAGGAAUACAAAGACCGCCGCAGGGAGAAUAUGGAGAGAAUAAUGGAUGAUGCUGAGAGUGAUAGCCAAACAGAAGGCAUGUUGCCCCCAAUGUCUGUGCGAGAGAAGAUUUGGCGAGCUUUUGAGAACCCUCAUACAAGUACAUUAGCCUUGGUCUUUUACUAUGUCACCGGUUUCUUUAUCGCUGUCUCUGUUCUCGCCAAUGUAGUGGAGACAGUACCAUGUGGCACAAGUCCAGGUACCAUGCGCGAGUUACCCUGUGGUGAGCGUUAUACAAUGGCCUUCUUCUGCUUGGAUACAGCAUGUGUGAUAAUCUUCACAGUGGAGUAUGUGCUGCGCUUAAUAGCAGCACCAAGUCGAUAUCGUUUUGUGCGAAGUGUAAUGAGUAUCAUCGAUGUGGUGGCCAUAAUGCCAUAUUAUAUUGCCCUAGUGAUGACAAACAAUGAGGACGUAAGUGGGGCUUUUGUCACAUUGCGAGUGUUCCGUGUGUUCCGGAUUUUUAAAUUCUCCCGUCAUUCCCAGGGCCUCCGGAUCUUGGGCUACACGUUAAAGAGCUGUGCCUCGGAGCUUGGUUUUCUACUUUUCUCCCUUACCAUGGCCAUCAUCGUCUUUGCUACCGUUAUGUUUUAUGCAGAAAAGGGAUCACUCAAUAACAAAUUUACCAGUAUCCCCGCCGCAUUCUGGUACACCAUUGUUACCAUGACAACACUGGGGUAAGUUUAUAUGCAAUUAUUGAAUGAUGACUAGGGCACAUUCCUAUGUAAUAGGCUUUGACUUAAUUUGAUGUAUUUUAGUACCUGACUCGCUUUGCUUUUCCAUGUUUUUCUAAGUUUAAAGGAAGAAACUAUAGGAAUUUUAGGUCAAAUUCAUAAUUAAAUGGCAUUUUGCAUUUUGUACUGUAAAAAAGUGUCUUUAAAGUUAAAUUGAAUGGAAUGUCAGGCUCAGUUGUUUCUCACAUGUUUAAAUUUGUUACAAUAUAUUCUAUCUGCAAUAUACCUUUUAGUGUCACUCUCUACUGGGCUGUUGUGAAUUAUCAAAUGUCCAAACAUAAUGUCAUUAUGCACAAUAGGGGGAAUCAAUAUACACAAUGCCAGUAUUGUUGAUUUAUCGGAAAGAAAAAUGUUGAUGGUCUGAAAGAUUUUGUACCAUUGUUGACUGCAGACAUUAUGCAUGUAAUUAGGCACUUUGAAUGUCUGCAUAAGUCUAAUUUUGUCCUUGUUUUUGGGGUAUGUUAGUUAAAAUCACUGGAUACUGAUCUGUGUACGCUUAUCUUUGACAUGAUCAUAUUUCACUUUUCAUCUUUACAUCUUCUGGUAUCUGGUUAUUCAGUUGUAUGUUUUUUUUCAAGAGCUCAACAAAUGUUCUUUUCGAUAAGUAGAGAGUUACUGUGACUUUUUCAAAAAGGAACCUCAGAAAUGAUACUUGUAAUGUUAAAAUUACCAUAGUAUUUUAGUUUAAAUGCUUAUGGGACCAUGAUACUCGGCCCUGGAACUGUUGUCUUUCCUGAGUUCCCUACAGACAUCAAUCGGUGUGUCUAACUCACAUUGACAAAAGCCUGAGAGGAGAGACACUGGCAGGGGCCCAAUUUUCACUAUUUAGAGGAGGGUGGACACUUGCUGCAGCCUGAAAUGCACUGCUUAGAGGAGAGACAUUGAGUGCAGCCUGAUAUGCACUGCUUAAAGAGACACUAUAGGCACUCAGAUCACUUUAUCUCAUUGAAGUGGUCUGGGUGCAAUGUCUCUGCAUCCCUUAUUCCUUCAAUGUUAAAUCAUUGCAGUUUUAGAGAUUAGACAGCCACUAGUGGCACUUCCUAAUUGACUUUAGGUCCCCUAACUACAGCUGGGCGUCCUCACGCUCUACAUGAGAACAUCCAACGUUAGUAAAAUCCACAUAGGAAAGUAUUAAGAGGGCCUAAUACUGACUGUGCAUGCACGUUAGCGCCUCCUGAAGGAGGAGGAAGAUCACCAACCCAGCACCAAUUGAGAUCAGCCCUGAAAUCAGAUGAGUAAACAACGUUAUUUUUUUUUAACUCUUUCCAUGCUGGGGGUGGGGUGCAAUGGGGGUUAAACCAGAGGGAACUAUAGUGUAAAGCAGACUCUCUCAAACUCCGGCCCUCCAGAUGUUGCUGAAGCCUAUCUAUUUCAUUCAUAGAAUCAUGGCAGUUGUAGUUCAGCAACAUCUGGAGGGCCGGAGUUUGGGGAAGCCUGGUGUAAGGGAUACAACUUUGUUUUACUUACACUAUAGAUUCCCUUUAAAAAAAGGCUAGUGACCUGCACUCAUUGAUUUGUCUUUUAUUGAAGAGAUUAUGGCCAGUGACUUUAUUAAUUAUGAUGGUAGAGGGGUGAAUUUGUUAUUUAGGGUCAAAUGAAAAUAGACAUUUAUUAGAAUAAAUUGUCCAUUUAUAUAUCCAAGCUUUGAUUGUUAAAUCUAAAAUCUAUUCAGUUUAAUUGUAUAAGAAAUCCCUCAAAGACCGAGUAGCACCCAUAACACUGGUUAUGGCUGGAAUUAUAAACGAUCAACAAAAAGCUACACUUGAAUUUCCAUUGUGUUGGUAAAGUGUUUAUUGUCAGGUAAGAUGCUCAUUGGGGGCAUCAUGAAAAUUUGAGGUAAUAAACGUGGCUGAUUUUCACACCUUCAAUCCAAGAUGAUCAAGUGAUGCAAUUGAUAAACAUGGUAAAUGACUGAAGAAUGUCUUGGUCAUUGUUCCCAAGUGGUAUAGCUGUGACAGAUCCUGUCUUAGUUAUAUGUUGAAAGCAGAAAAUAUGCUAUCUUCUCCAGUUUUUUUCAAUGAGUGGACAUUCUUGGCUAGACAGGCUCAGCUCUAACAGUAUUUGAAAUGAAGUUAAGGAUUUUUCAAAUUGAAGAUCUUUGCCAAUGGUUACAAACCUUGAUAAUGUGUCUAGUGUGUUUGGAGGGAUGGGUGUCCAUAUCAGUAACAAAUAUAGGAUACAAUUCCUGUCUGACAAAUUUUAUUGAUUUUAGUUUCAAUCAUGUAGUAAGGCAGUAAACACUAUUUUAUUUUGCUGAAUAAUCUUCCAACUUUUAGGGUUGUUCUCUAAAGUGAUAAUUCAAGUGAAUUUAAUUUUUUUUUGUCAAAACAGCCAAACUGGAAAAAGGUCUCUAAGUCAUCAAUGCCUGGCCUAAAAUUUGAAAUGCAAAUGUAAAUAACCCUGUUUGUGUUUACAAUUGGUAAAGUUGCGGGUAUGGAUUCUUUGGGGCAUUGUCAAGCAGAAAGAUAUCAGUAAACUCUAUGUUAUCACACACUUCCUUUUUUUCCUAAUGGUGUACUCAUUGGAUUACAGUGGACGUAGGGAUGUAAAGUACUAUCACUGCACCCACUGAGUGUAACAUACAUAUGCUAAAAUUUAGCAAGGGAGAGAGUGUGCGUGCCAACUAAGGCACAGGACUACUGCUUCCUCAGCUAAUUCUCCUACUUGCUACCCUAUCCAAGAUUUGGAGGUCCAGAUCCAAAACUAAAGGUUGUACAAUUCCUAUUGUUACAUCACUAAUUAUAGUAUUUUUCUAUUUUGGCCCUGGUGUUAUUUUAAUAACUCACAGAAAGUUUGCCAUAUUCAUAUAAAAUACAUAAUAAAACAGUAUACGUGUUACAAGGUAUUUAACGGUCGGACUAUUUUAGCAGUAGAAUGUUUCAUGUGAGACUUUCUUUGUAAUGAUAAUCAGGAAGUAAUGCUUAGAAGUAAACAUUUGGCAGGUUGCAUAUUAGAUGAAGGCGUUGUCUGUGUCUGAGAUAGGUAGGAGAUGGGUCACUAAUACGUAGGUUGCUCAAAUGUCACAUGUUAUACAUUAUAAACACAGCUGUCUAACCAAGUAAGAUAAGUAACAAAACACUGUGGUUUCAGUAACAGUCAUGAUCACAGCUACCGAACAUGUAUCUGUAUGUCCAGGAUACUUACUAGAUGAUCAUCCAUGCCUUUGAUUAAUAUGGUCAUUGUAUCUGUGUAGGUGAAAUCUGUUAAAACAAAACGUAGGAUAGGAUGUGUAUACUGCGCUGUUCAGUGCUGACAGCCCCUGUCCAUGGUGCUGAAUGUGAAAAAUGUAUUUAUGUGCACAAGUUCCUUGUUGUAUUCUUACAAUAAUGUUAAUACAAUAUACUUACAAUAAUGUUAAUCAUUAUAUCUUAGAGACUUAGACCAACUGUCAAUCGCUGUGGAUAGAACUCCAUCUGCAAUUCAUCAAAAUCACAGGUUCAGUUCUUAAAAAAGUCAACUCAGCAGUAUCAUUAAAGGGACACUUCACUGCCCAAAUAAAAUAAAACACUAUUUUUUUAAUUGGGAUUUUUGAAAUUGGGUAUCUCUAAAAAUAGCUUGUCUGCUGCUUUUGCAAGUCCUCCUCUUCUAACCCCUCCAAGUCUUUCUGUGGCUGUCCAAUCACAGGUUUCCUAAUGCAGCUCAAUGAGAAGUCUUUGAAAGGCAGGUGCUCUGAGCAAUUGCUGCCUCUUGAGUUUAGCUUCACUGAGCUAACCAAACCAGGAAGUAACAGGAUUGGUUGUCUGUUUGACAGCCAGGGUGGUGUAACAAGAUUAAUUUAUAAAAGUGCCAAUUGUUAUGGAAAUCUGCACUUUCUGGAAAAUGUAAAAAAAGAGGACACACUCUUCACACAUAAAGCACUUCAGCAAACUAAAGUGCUCUAGCUGAUGGAGUGUUCCUUUAAGAUAGUAAUAACUAGGAAACCACAACAAAUUAAAUUGACCUUUCCAGGUUAAAAACGUUGAUACAAUUUUAUAGUAACAACAGGCAUUUUGCUUAAGAAAGUACGGUAACAACUAAUAUUUACCUAUUUAGAUCUAUUGAUACAAAACAAUUCUUAAAAUGAUCUUUGAAUCCAGAAUUUAAUAAUUAAAGAUCUGUUUCCAUAAAUUCAACCUGUUACAACAGCUAGGUCUCCAAAAAGCAGUGCUUUACAGUAUUCAUCUCCUAAACUGGGAGUGUAUCGCUGGAGAGGAUACAUUAUAGGACAUGCAGACUCUUUUGGGAUGAGCAGUUUUGGAUGAAGUAUUUACUACGGGCUCCUAUGAGGCUAGAUCCAAUAUGCUGUCUCAACUGCUAUUCAGUUUUUAGAAUUGUCAGGUCUUGAUUGGUUAAAAAGAGGAAUAUACCCUGGGAAAUCUACUACAAGUACUGCAUUGCGUACAAAAAUAAUUUAAUUUUAAUAGCUUGAUGCGAAUGUUUACCAACCGAUAUAAUUUGCCGUAGAUGUGUUCAAGGUCUGUAUGUGUACAUAGUAGAUUACUUCUUUUUAUAACUGCAUUAAGUGGUAAUAUAAAAGUAGCACUGAUUACAAUUCAUAUUUUGAUAGUGAUUCUAGAUUUGGAAAAACUAUUUUGUAGUAGAUACAUGCAUAUUUUAUCUAGAAUUAGAAUUAGAAUGCUGCAAAACAGGUGUGUCUGUAUAUAUUUAUAUAUAUGUACAUAUAUAUUUAUAUAUCAACCAAAAAACAUGAGCACCCUGUGGAUUUUGUGAAAUCAAUUCAAAUGAUUGUAUUUACAAUAUCAUAAGUUGGAUCAACGUUUCGACCGUCUAGCGGUCUUUAUCUUGAUAAAGACGCUAGGAGGUCGAAACGUUAAUCCAACUUAUGCUAUUGUAAAUACAAUCAUUUGAAUUGAUUUCACAAAAUCCAUAGAGUGCUCUCGUUUUUUGGUUGAUGCAUAUCGUGCUGGGACAGAACCUUGGUACAUUUAAGGUGUAUUUUUUUUUCUUUUAUAUGGGAUGAGUGCCAGAAAGAGUUAUUUAUUGAGUGUAAAUAGUCAUACUUACCUUAACCCCUUAAGUACGGAGGCAAAUGGACAAGUUCUGAUGAACACAAUACCUAGAAUUUGAGCUAUAUGUCUGUUCAACUAUUAUGUACCCACAUCCAUCAUGUAUCAAUUUGUUUAGGAGAAGCAGGGCAUUCAUUCACACCAAAUACAUGGCAUGAGUGGAGGCCAGGGCAGGGAAUGCUAGCUCCUUACUCUUAAUAUUAAAAGUAUCUCUCUCCUAAUGCCCAAGGGUAGGGGAAUGAGGAAUUAUGUCCCCUUUGUUAUUUCUCAGGCCCCAUCUACAUGGGAUGUUUAAUGUUUAGUAGACAUGCCACCACCUGCUGGAUGGCACAUAGGGCACAGGGAGGUAACAUACCUCCAUUAUAGCAAUAUGUAGGUUUUAUUGAACACAUAGGAUUUUUCUUUAUUAUUUCAUUAUUUUAUUUUAUUUUUCACUUUGGCAACUGGCUCGGAAGUGCUUCCUAGCCACCACAUAAUUAAUUCUAGCGCUGGGUUUUUAACUAUUUGCCCGCUGGCUUCUAAUGUUGCCAUGGGGCAAAUAGUUUUUCAAAUGAUCAAUUCACUUGCAAAUAGGAAGUGAAUGAAAAUGUGUGAACUAGCAUCCUCCCAGAUGCAUUCAGUUUAUCAUGCGUCAUUGAUAAAUCCCCAAUUCUGGUGCUGUGGAUUGGUUCCGAUGUGGUAAUCACUGAUUUUCAGAACUCACCUGAACCAAUGUUACAGAAACGGUUGGGCCGAUCGAAUCAUGACCGUAUUUGGCAUUAGUAAAUUUGAGAAUUUCCAAUGGGGUUGGAAUUGUGCCAGUUUCACUGGGAUGAUUGUUUCUUUACUGCAGUACCAACACCUAACAACAUUUCAAAUGGACAAAGAGGUACACUUUAAUUUUAGGGGUGUGAGGGGGGAUGAGACCAUGGGCAUGGCUCUUCUGAGAAUGUGUCAGUGACUUACUAGUAACAAUUUAUGCAACUAAUAUGUAAUUUACACAGACUGAUUUAUAUAUAAAUCUAUUGCAGUUUAUAGACAAUAUGAAGCUCCUAGAAAAGAGGCACAGAGCGACUUGGGUCAAAAAUAGGGACUCUUGUGAGGUAUGAGCACCUGAUGUCAAAGUUCAGGUUAAAAAUCACACAGCAUUUAUAGCAUCCAGAAAUGCAGUACAGAAGCCGUUAGCUAACCAAACAGAGUCUAAGUAUCUUACUAUAUGCCUAUCUGUUCACUCUCUCUCCCUCUGUUGUAUUCUCCCCCACUGUCUGCAGUGAGAGUCAACUGUUCUAUAUCUAUACAUUAGAACUCUGCUAACUUACCUCCCACCCCCUCACUGUACACUCUGGUCAAGAGAGAACUUGGGAUUUAUCAAUAAGAGAUUGAGGAGAGACACGGAGAGAGCUCUGGCCCUAUUUUACACAAGCAGUAAAAUAUAAAGGGGGAGAGUGACUGUCACUAUUCUAAUCCCUGAAAAAGGAGUUAACAAACGAGUGCUGUUUAUCAUAACAUGUGACUGCAUGCCAUGACCACUUUUGAGCAAAAUGUUGAUUUGAAAACAACAGGUAUAUGUAGAGAAUUGCUGAAUAAAGUGCACCCCUCAUGCCUAACACAAUUUGGAAUCACUUUAUAUUUAAUCGCAUAUCAUCUUACAGUGUGAUAGCCACAUUGGUAAGAAAUCUAUAGAUAAGAACUUUUUGUUAUUAUUUUGUCCUGGUAUUAUCUGCUGUGUUGCUGGAGUAGUUGUAAAGAGUGAGGGUGCCACGUCUUGCUGUGGAAGCAGCCACCUAUCCCUCUAUUGACCCACUUAUAAUCCACAUUUUAACAAAACGUUUUCUAGAAUGUCUUGUUCUGAAAUUACCUUUGAACAUGUCGAGCCUAUUCAUUUGUUUAUUACAUUUAAUUUAGUAAUCUCUUGCAUGGAUUAUAGUAACUCUCUCUUCAUAGGUCUUCCCACAAGUCGUAUUGCCCCGCUACAGUCUGUAAUGAAUGCUGCAGAUAGACUGAUUUCCCUCUUCUGUCGCUCCUUUCACACCUCUCCCCUCUGUCAGUCCUUACAUUGGAUUCCUGUAUCCUAUAGGAGUCAGUUGAAGGUACUAAUCCACACCUAUACGGCACUGACCAAUUCUAGCCCCUCCUAUAUAUCUUCACUGAUCCACAGGUAUGCCCCUUCUCAGUCUCUCCACUCGCACCCGUACGGCCAACUCACGCUUGCAGGACUUCUCGUGGGUGGCUCCAUUCCUUUGGAAUAGCCUGUCUACGACCAUCAAGCUUUCCCCUAGUCUUCAAUGAUUUAAAUGGUGCCUCAAAACCCAUUGCUUUAGGAAAGCUUACCUUACAUAGUAACCUCUACCUCACAUACCUAUCCCUUGCUCUGUCCUAAUUGGUAGUACUCUAUUCUCUCAUCCAGAUCUGCUUCACUCCACCUUGUUUGAUUGCUACCUCUUGUCCUGUUAGGUUUUACGCCCCACCUCCUAUGGACUGUAAGCUUGUUUGAGCAGGGCCCUCUUCAAUCUAUCGUUCCUGUAAGUUUCUGUAAUUGUCUCAUUUACUGUUAAAUCUCCCCCUUUGAUAAUAUUGUAAAGUGCUACGGAAUAUGCUGGCGCUAUAUAAAUCCCAGUAAUAAUAAUAAUAAUCAUAAUAAUAAUCAACAAAUGUGACAAAGGCUUACAAUAUGACCUUGAUAUACCUUUGUUAUAGCAAGAUACUGCAUUUAAAAAAAAAAAAAUUAAAUGUUCAGAAUAAUGGCUUCUUCUUGUUUAAAAGAUGCAUGUCAUUAUUUACUGUUCUUCUGCAAGGUGAUUAGACAAGGUUUAGCUAUAUAAUUGAAUAAAGGACAUGACAUGAAAUAAAUAUUUAUGAAAAUGUCCCCAACAGAAAAGUGAUUCUACAUUCUAGGUGGAACCAUCACGUUAGAAAUCAACGAGAGAAUUAUGGAAGAAUGUUUCUGUUAGAUCACAUUCGUUUCCACAAUGACGACCCGACUUUAGAAACUUUGCAUAAUUUUCUGUUGACAAAGUCAUAUAAAUGACAUGUCCAAAUAGUUGUACUAUCCUCUACCACUAAAACAAUUUCUAUUAGGGUUGAGUUCAUACCAAAAUUCUAAUGGAAGCACUUUCACACGUUUUUGUCUUUGUACAUACCUGCUAAAACAUAUGUACAGAGAAAUUACUACCUAAUGUGAUAACCUUCCAUAGUGUUAUUAGAAUCUUUCAAAGUAUAUUUUGAAUUAUAAACCCCUUAUCAAUCUGGUAAAUUCUGACCAUAUAACAUAAUUAAAUCAUAAUUAACUAUAAGAAUAAUAACAUUAUUGCAUUGUUUGUAAUAUACUCACUUCCCUCCUCCGUUAGAUGCUCACCCAGUCUCCACUCCUUCAAAAAAUCAUUAAAAACCCACUUUUGUGUAUUAAUAUUGCUUUUGUAUUUUAUUGUACCAUAAUGUAUCAAUGCAAUGUUUUGUGGACCCAGGACAUACUUGAAAAAGAGAGAAAUCUCAAUGUAUCUUUCCUGGUAAAAUAUUUUAUAAAUAAAUAAAUAAAUAAUAGCUCCUGUCUGAUUCCUCUCUUGCAACUGUUACUAGUCUAAUACUAUCCUUACCUUUUUGUGUCAUUUUACCCCACUCCCUCUAGCAUGUAAGCUCAUUGAGCAGGGCCCUCAACCCCUCUGUUCCUGUGUGUCCAACUUGUCUGGUUACAACUGCAUGUCUGUUCGUCCACCCACUGUAAAGUGCUACGGAAUUUGUUGGCGCUAUAUAAAUAAUAACAUAAUAAUAAUAAUAAUAAAUUAUUCUGGGUUCUCUUAUCUAUGUAAAACCAUUCCUGUCAAUUGUAUUGUAUUUCUAUUCUUAAAAAUGUAUUACAAUUAAUAACUGCAUUCUAAUUCAAAUUGCAUUCUAAUAGUAGAGAAGAUACAUUUGCUUGUUAUACAGUAAGUGUUUUUGUAGUGAUAUGGAUAAAUGUGUAAUACUAUCAUGCAUUUUAACCUAGUUUUUUUUUUUUUUUUUAAUGGACGUGGUAAGUGAGAUAUGUUGUUUUUAUAUUUCAGUCUUAUCACCUAUAAUAACCGGAGUUUCCGUACUCCUGCUCAGGCUUUAAAACGCAAAAAUAAAGAACUGAGUUUGCACAUGUAUCAUCUUAAGAGUCAAUUAUAUCCCAUAUUAGAAGGAUCCAGUAAAGAAAAUGAUGUGCCUUGCAAUGCAAGUAAGCAUCUGUCUGCGAAUGAUUUUAUUUCAGCGCAGAGUGUGCGAGGUGACAGAUUGUCAGGACGAGGGUUCUUGGCAAAAUUCCAAGACUUGCCACUUAAAGACCAAAAACACUAA